This is a messenger RNA of Zingiber officinale, 802 nucleotides long. RefSeq names its product cytochrome B5-like protein. Gene Ontology annotation, molecular function: heme binding. NCBI's taxonomy places the organism in Eukaryota, Viridiplantae, Streptophyta, Magnoliopsida, Zingiberales, Zingiberaceae. Gene Ontology annotation, cellular component: intracellular membrane-bounded organelle; membrane. Bases 164 to 517 code for a protein of 117 amino acids. The record is from RefSeq and is a predicted model, not a curated record. The transcript has 7 exons.
AAUUCGAAAUUAAAAUUUUAGGGAAUAUAAGUGAACCUAAACGCCGGUGUUUUCGUCUCCCGUCACAGUUGCGAUCAGCCGCAACCUCCUUCGUUCCGUUGUCGGCGAAGCUUCAGAUCUCAGGAGUCUAUCUCCUCCGCUCCACCACUUCAGGUGAGUUCGCAUGGAGAUAGUUGCUAUAACAUUGGUUCUGCUUUUUGUACUGGCAGCUCUGUUUGUCAUCCCAAGAUCCAAUAGCAGAGGCACAUCCAAGAAAACUCAUCCAAGUGCAACCACAAAGACACUGAGAACUUACUCUAAAAAAGAGGUCUUGCUUCAUAACAAAAGGACGGAUUGUUGGAUCAUAGUCAAGGGCAAGGUCUAUGAUGUCACCCCUUAUGUGGAGGAGCAUCCUGGAGGAGAUGCUAUACUAAACAAUGCUGGAGGCGAUUCAACUGAGGGCUUUUAUGGGCCACAACAUGCCACACGAGUGUUUGACAUGGUUGAUGAGUUUUAUAUCGGAGAUUUGAAGGCCUGAUGAGGUUCUUGAACUAUCUACGCCGGUGGUCUUGAAAGUGGAUGGAAGGAUCGAUUAUGAAGAGUUUGCAACUAUGAUGAGAAAAGACUCUUCAGAGGUCAUCCAAUCUAGCCGGCGUAAAUAAGAUCAUGCUGAUGGUCAAUAAUGCGAUUGUGUUCUCAUAAUCUUGUGGCUGCUUGGUUGAAAUCAACCUAGAUUCCUUACUCAUCUUCCUGGAAAAUGUCAAUAAUCUAAACUUGCUGAUUGCUUAUGUUCUCAUGAAUAAUGCCUAAUUUUUAAAAAUCA